Messenger RNA from Guillardia theta CCMP2712, 2039 nucleotides. RefSeq lists its product as hypothetical. The coding region runs from base 22 to 1998 and encodes 658 amino acids. Gene Ontology annotation, biological process: protein stabilization; cellular response to heat; protein folding. NCBI's taxonomy places the organism in Eukaryota, Cryptophyceae, Pyrenomonadales, Geminigeraceae. Gene Ontology annotation, cellular component: cytosol; plasma membrane; perinuclear region of cytoplasm. The record is from RefSeq and is a predicted model, not a curated record. Gene Ontology annotation, molecular function: ATP hydrolysis activity; ATP-dependent protein folding chaperone; ATP binding. The transcript is spliced from 10 exons.
CAGGCCGAGGUCUCGCGGGUGAUGGACAUCAUCAUCAACUCGCUCUACAGUGACAAAGACGUCUUCCUGCGUGAGCUUGUCUCCAAUGCUGCCGAUGCUUGUGACAAGAAGCGAUUCCUUGCGAUCACCGAGAACAAGUCGAAACAGGGCUCUGCUGAUAAUCUUGAGAUCAGGAUUCAAGCUGACAAAGAGCAGAAGAAGUUGAUUAUCGAAGACUCUGGUGUGGGAAUGACAAAAGAUGAAUUGAUCAACAACUUGGGGCGUAUUGCUCAGUCUGGAACAAAGCAAUUUGCUGAAAUGUUGAAGAAGAAUAAGGGUGACAGUGCAGCGAAUCUUAUUGGACAAUUUGGUGUCGGCUUCUAUUCAGGCUUCUUGGUUGCCAAUAAGAUGACAGUGAUUAGUAAGGGCCUCAAUGACGAGCAAGGAAGGUCAUACAGAUGGGAGUCAGAAGCUGGAAGCUCUUACACAAUAUCAGAGGUUGAGGGGGAAAGCGGCAUCGAAGGGAACUCAGGGACCCGCAUCGAGCUCACCCUGCGGGAGGACGCCGACGAGUACCUGGAUGACAUGAAGAUUAAAGCCCUCGUGCAGAGGUACUCCGAGUUUAUCAACUUCCCGAUCAAGGUUUUCACCACCAAGACUACCUACGAGCAGGUUGAAGAUGAAGAAGCCAACAAAGAUCUCAAGGAGGGCGAAACCCCCAAGAAGAAGACCAUCCCCGUCACGAAGCAGGAGUGGGAAGUCCAGAACAAGCAGCAGCCCCUUUGGAUGCGCCCACCUUCUCAGGUCACGGCAGAGCAAUACGAGGAGUUUUACAAGAGCACAUUCAAGGCCUUCGAUAAGCCUCUUACCCUCUCUCACUUCUCCCUUGAAGGUCAGGUUGAAUUUCGUGCUCUGCUUUAUGUUCCUAGCAUGUUGCCAUUCGAGCUCGGGAGCAACAUGUUUGAUGAAAACGCGGGCAACAUGCGCUUGUACGUGAAGAGAGUGUUCAUCAACGACAAGUUCACUGAGCUCUGCCCUCGCUGGCUCAAGUUUGUGAAGGGCGUCAUCGACUCGGAGGACCUCCCCUUGAACGUUGGACGUGAAAUCUUGCAGAAAUCUUCGGUCUUGAGAGUAGUGUCUCGAAGGAUCGUGAAGAAGUCACUUGACAUGUUCAAUGACAUCAAGGGCAAGGGUGGAGAAGACUGGGACACCUUCCAGAAGCAAUUCGGCAAGUACCUCAAGGUUGGUGUGAUCGAGGACAACGAGCACAGGAAAGACAUCGGGGAGCUGAUUACUUUCGGAUCGUCUGCAUCCAAGGGAAAUCUCACCACCUUGGGCGAGUACGUGUCUAGGAUGAAGGAAGGUCAGCAGUACAUCUACUACGUGUCGGGGGAUGGAAGGGCUCAGUGUGAAAUGUCUCCUGCGCUGGAGAAGGUGAAGAGCAAUGGGUAUGAAGUGAUGUACUGCGUCGAGCCCCUCGAUGAGCUCUGCAUGAUGGAGCUGAAGGAGGUGGACGGCCCGGAAGACAAGAAGAUCGAGAUCAUCGACCUUGGGCGAGACACGGUGAAGGGCAUCGACGACAGCGAAGACAAGAAGGAGGAGAAACAGGAGAAGGAGAAGAGCUUUGAUCAAGUCCUCAAGUUCCUCACGGACACUCUCGGUCAGAAGCGCGUGUCUAAGGUCGAGAUCAGCUUGUCUUUGUCAGAUAGCCCGUCUACGCUAGCCCAGGCACAAUACGGCAUGUCGCCCCAGAUGCAGAAGUACAUGAAGGCAAGAGCCGUUGCCAUGGGGGAGGAGGCAGACUGGAGCGGAAACUCCGGUCAGGCCGCCAUCCUUCAGGUCAACCCGAACCACCCCAUCCUCAUCUCUCUCAAGGACAAGUUGGACGCCGGAGAGCCAGGCGAGGACGAGAAGAGGGUUGCAAGUCUCUUGUUCCACGUGGCGCAGCUAAGAGGAGGAUACGACAUCACGGAGGGAGACAAGUUUGCCUCGCUGGUGACAGAGCUUCUCGCCAAGUGAAGGGAUCAAGUCGCCGCUGUAGUAAAACAUCAAAAAUGCCG